Molecule: messenger RNA, 838 nt
Organism: Cryptomeria japonica (Japanese cedar)
Lineage: Eukaryota; Viridiplantae; Streptophyta; Pinopsida; Cupressales; Cupressaceae
Exons: 3
Coding region: 146-568 (140 amino acids)
Source: RefSeq, a predicted model, not a curated record
GAAUCAUAUGCUCUGAAGGUGACUGCAAUCAAAUGGCAAGUGCUAACGUGUAAAGCUAAGAUUGUGCUAAACGUUCUAUAUUUUCCCCCAAAUUUGUCAGAUUCUUAUUCAUUUGCUCUUUGUGUCCCCUCAUCUGUGCACCACAAUGGCUAAAUGUUUGAGAUGUGCUCUGCCAAAUCGGAUCAGUAAAGGUGUAAGCAAUGUUUCUGUUUCCAAUAAUCAUCAUUCUGGUUUGGUGGUGCGCUGGGGCAGAAGAAGCUCCACUGCUUCACCCAAGACUCUGUCUGCUAAAAAGUAUAAUUUUGAUCAAGUGAAGAUGUUUCAGAAUAGUCCUGAAGGAAUUGUGUGUUACAAAAAUGAGGAUGGUGAGGUGAUUUGUGAAGGUUAUGAUGAGGGCCCUUGUUUUCGCCCACUCCCUGGCCGCCAACAAGAACACCAUUACAGGAGAGAUGCCAAACUGUAUUCUAUCCUCAAAGGAAUCAGACCUUACCUUGUUGAAAUGAUUGAUUACAAAAGAAUGGACCAAAUCUCUACAGGGAUCUGUUUGCAAGAGCAAGGCCAGAACUGAUACUGAACUCUACUACCAGAUAAUAAUGAGGGGAUAGGAGAAAUCAAAAUUUCAUUGUUGAAUGAAUACAAUGAUGUACACUUUGCAAUCACCCUGUCAAAAGUUUUUCUGUUAUCUUUCUCUGUGUAUAGCUGCUUUAGACUCCAAAUGAAUGAGAGGCAACAAAGUCUUCCAUGUGUCCAAUCUGAGAUUCCAAGAGAUAAGCCUCUGCCCCACUGAUGAUGUAAGCAGACUGAUUUUCCAAUGGAAAAAAAACAUCAUUCUUGUUUA